Messenger RNA from Trichomonas vaginalis G3, 1392 nucleotides. RefSeq names its product armadillo (ARM) repeat-containing protein family. NCBI's taxonomy places the organism in Eukaryota, Parabasalia, Trichomonadida, Trichomonadidae. The transcript has a single exon. The record is from RefSeq and is a predicted model, not a curated record. The coding region runs from base 1 to 1392 and encodes 463 amino acids.
AUGCAAAGACAUAAUAGAGAUCCUUUAUUAACAGAUAUGUUAUUCAAACAACAAGAGAAUUCGUAUACAUCUGGCGUUAAUUCUAAUAAAUCUAUUGAUGAAUUAAUUCAAUCAUUUACAGAUUCGUUUUUAAAUGAGGAUUUUGAAAGAUCUCUUGAAUAUAUUCUGCAAAUUAACACAAUUUUGUCUAAUUCUGGGCCUCAAACGUAUAAUUUUAACAUCAACCUCAUUUUAUUUGAAAUACUAACUAGAAUUUAUAAUGAUUCAAGUAACGAUACUGCGUCACAAGAAAUAGCUAAAAAUAUAUGGACUUUCUUGCAACUCUCAACAAAAGUCGGUGGUUUUCAUGAUAUAUUAUUGGAUAUAAACGUUUUCGAAGCGUUACUUUAUAUUGUAAAUGUUAAUGAUGAUUUCACAAUUGAAAAUAUCCUUAGAUUUUUUGGAAUAAUACUUCAAGACAAAAAAGGAUUUGAUGUAUUUGUUUCAUCUAAUAUUCUUAACAAGCUCAUCAAAUAUAUGCUUAAUUUAGAUAUUACUCAAAAUAAUACAAAUAUUCAUUGUGCUAUAUUGAAUUUUUUACACUUUCUUCAAGUUAUAUUAGUUACUCCAGAUGGUUCAUCAUUAUUAGAGAGCAUUUGCGAAUAUGUUUAUGAAAUUAUUCCUAUUUUAGUUCAAAAAUUAAGUGAUAAUUUAGACAUAUUUGGUAUUGCAUUAAAUAUUAUUUCGGAAUCUAUUAAAUACCCAGAGGGUGUAUCGAAUUUAUCAAAUUCAAAUAUUUUGACUUUAUUAAAUGAAUUAUUGAAUAAUCCGAAAGCAUCAUCUACAUGGAAACAAAUAAUUUCCAUUUACAUAAACUUAACUAGUAUAUUAUCCAGUAAUUCAGAAGAAUACCAAAAUUUAUUAAAAAUAAUUCCGAUAGAAAGAAUAAUUAAAAUUUAUAAUGAACAACCGUUUGAUCCCCAGGCUUCAUCGUGCCUUCAGCUUCUAAAUAAUCUAAUUGCUGACAAUAAAGAAAUGGCUCAAAUAGUAAAUCAAAUUCUGGUGCCAUAUUUCAUUAAUGUUUUCGAUGAAUACUCGUAUUCAAUGAAAUGUAAUGUAUCGCAAGUCUGCUUUGCCGCAUUUUAUCAAGGAGAAUUUAAUUUAUUUUUCAAUUUAUUGGAAAAUGGGGUUUUGGAAGGGUUUGUUGAUGUAGUUUCUAAUAGUUCUGAGCUUCAAAAGUAUUUUUGUAUGUCAAUGCUCAGAUUGAUCAAUUCCGCACCAAGUUCUGAGAUAAGAACAAGCUUAAUAGACAUAACAAGAAAUGUAUUUUCGGAGCUUCUUGAAAAUAUUUCUGAAUCAAGCGAAAUUGAAGAAGUUGAUUUACUUUUUGAGCUAAUAAACGAUAUCCAGUAA